GCCAGGCUGCCCCUUUAAGCGCCCCGACAGGUGUUGCUCAGCGGGUGAACCGGACGGAGCCUGCGGAUUGGCAACUCGAGGGGAGAUGGGGAUGAUGUCAUUGCACAUGGUCCGAUGUCAUUGGCGGAGAGGCGGGCCUGGCCAGCUGAUCAAGGUCCUUUGGGCAGAAGGAGGUGCAGCUCCCCCUCCUCUGCCGCUGCAAUAACCCCGUGCGCAAAACUGGGCGCUGUUCUUGGCGGCCCUGCCCCUACCGGCCCGCGGGGUGAGGGAAGGUAGGUGUCGAGCGCCCCUUGGGGGAGCGGAGCAAGCAGGGUUAUUGUGCGCAGAAGCGGUGAGAGGCCCAGGAAAAGGUGCGUCCGGCCCGGCCUUCUCUGAGUGUUGAUCCGGGCAUGCCUCAAUAACCAGGGAGCUUUGCCCUGCCGGAAUCCACGCCCGCUCCAUAGAUGCGGCCCGGUCCUGCGCGUGUUUAUUUGCAAGUCAACCCUGCCGAGUUCAGUGUGAUUUUUUCCCUGUCUGGUCCCUGGUGUGAAGAUGGCUUUGCCCUGGAAGAAAAUCCCACUUGCCCUGCUCUCAUUUAUCUUGCCGUUCCUUUGGGUCCCAAGCCUGACUGCUUCCCAGCAAGAGCCCUGCCAGACCUGCCGGGACCUCGCCAGCAACUUCAAUAAGGGUCUGGAGCGGACACAGCGAGAGAACUUCGGGGGCGGGAACACAGCCUGGGAAGAAGAGAAGCUUGCAAAAUAUGCAAACAGUGAGACACGCCUGCUGGAAGUGUUGGAGGCGGUGUGCUCCACGUCUGACUUUGCGUGCCACCAGCUGCUGGAACAGAGUGAAGAACAUGUGGAGCGUUGGUGGUUCCAUGAGCAGCAACAGCACCCUGAUUUUUUCCAAUGGCUCUGUAUGGAUGCACUGAAACUAUGCUGCUCUCCUGGCACCUACGGCCCUGACUGCCACACCUGCCCAGGAGGUGCCCAGAAGCCUUGCAGUGGGUAUGGGCAGUGUGACGGUGACGGCACACGUGGGGGCACUGGUCUGUGCAUGUGCCAGACGGGUUAUGGUGGCCCCUUCUGUUCUGAAUGUGGAGAUGGCUACUACGAAGCAUCUCGCAACGACAGCCACCUGGUAUGUGCGGAGUGCUACCGGGCCUGUGGACGCUGUUCAGGCCCUGAAGAUUCAAGCUGUCUACGCUGCAAGAGGGGCUGGAUGCUGCAUGACCGAAGAUGCAUUGACAUAGAUGAAUGUGGCACAGACAUGGCCCACUGCCGUGCCAACCAGUUUUGUGUCAACACAGAAGGUUCCUACGAGUGCCGAGAUUGUGCCAAGGCCUGCAUUGGCUGCAUGGGCGCUGGACCUUCCCGCUGCAAGAAAUGCAACAAAGGUUAUCGGCGUGAUGGUGUCAAGUGCCUCGACGUGGAUGAAUGUGCUGGUGAAAUGGAGGAAGCCGUGUGCACGGGUGUCAAUGAGGCCUGUGAGAAUACAGAUGGCAGCUAUCGAUGCAUCUGUGUAGAGGGAUAUGUACGCAAAGAGGGAAUCUGUGUGGAAGACAAGCCCCCAGAUGCUCCUGAGAAAGGAUUUUUUGAUGACAUCACAGAUGAUGAGGUGGUUGUGCUGCAGCAGAUGUUCUUCGGGGCCAUAAUCUGUGCGCUGGCCACAUUAGCUGCCAAAGGAGACAUGGUCUUCACUGCCAUUUUCAUUGGCGCUGUGGCUGCUAUGGCUGGCUAUUGGCUGUCAGAGCGCAGCGAUCGUGUGCUUGAUGGCUUUAUCAAAGGCAGAUAGUGCAUGGCAAAGUGAACGUUCCCUUCUGCUUCCUGCCUCAGUGAGCCAGCUGGUGGACAGGAACUCCUUGACCCCACCCCCUACCCCAGCAGGUCUAAUAUCCAAAGCAAAGAGGUGGAAAGGCCAGUCUGUAUCCUAAUCUGGGCUGAUGGAAGCCUCAACCUAGCAUGCUGUGAAGGUAGAAAUGGGACAAGAGACAUGGCACUGCUCUGCAGCCCUAGUUUGGCUGAUAGGAGGGCUCUUGACAGGAUUUCAGAUGGAGGGGAUACCCCUUAAGGAUGUAUGAGGUCCUGCCUGGGUCACCAUCAGUGGGCCUGUAGAUCAGGUCCCCAUUACCCUCUGAUUGGCCCAGCCUUCUGCGCUCAUGGGGUGAUCUCAAAUAUGUUCUUUACCAACCCAUAAGCUUCUGUCUCCCCCACGUUGGUCAAUUAGGAUGGACCAGGAAAAGGUUAGAUCACUGCAGAAGGAAACAUGGGAUGGGGUGGACUUGGAAUUGCUUCCUGCUGGCUUUUUGAGGGGCUGUCUCCUUGGCUGGGAGCCACUCUGUACAUUAUGCUGAAAGAAAAGGCAAAAACUGAGGCAAGGCCAUUCUGGACUGUACCAUAUUGAAUGCUUCCCCCACCUAAAGAUCUUCCUGCAUUCAAUAAACUAGUACCAUCGGUGAGGAUGGUUUAGGGCACUGAUAGGGAACCUGUGGCUCUCCCAUUACUGCUGGAGUGUAACUCCCAUUUUGCUGGCUAGAGCUGGUGGGAGUCCCACAACAUUUAGAGGACUACAGGUUCCCUAUCUCUAAGAAUAUAAGGAGAGCCUGCUGGAUAAGGCCAAUGACUCAUCUAGUCCAGCAUCCUGUUCUCACGUGGCCAACCAGAUGCCUAUGGGAAGCCCGCUAGCAAGAUCUGAACACGAGCACUUACUCCUCCUGCGGUUUCCAGCAAUUAAUAUUCAGAAGCAUUCUGCCUCCAAAAUCUCUUGUUUAGGGCAUAAUCUUCCUGAUAUGCUAGCUUACUACACACAGAGACCUUUUUAUGGUGAUGGGGGGGGGUAAGUGUAUUCAAAGAUAAUAUCCCACCUACCCGCACUCACCCCUGCAGUCUGAAGUGGUACAAGUCCAGAAUUCUAUCUCUGCUGCCUCAUUCUAUGUAAUGUGCAGAACAGCUCUGAUGCUGCCAGUGGCAGCUCAAGAUGCAAAGGAAAACCUGAGUGGCAUGCAUGCCCAUCCUUGCCCCUUUGCAUCUGUGCACUUACAGCAUUGCUUGUCCAUCCAUAUCUCAGGAAAAUUAAAGGUCUCUCUGUCCACAUCUCACAUGGUUCUGGCUACUUCUCUCGUGUGCUAAUUGCAUCUGUCCCACUGAGGUGCGUGGGGGAGGCUGCUUGAAUUGGGUUCACAGCUGAGGACAAGGCCCACUAUCUCAUCCACUCUUAGAUUUAAGGCACGUUCUAAAAAUGAAGCAUUGCAAACUUUUGCCAGUUACUUUACACACACAGCAAACACACGUAUCUCCACACACAUGUGGCUCUUGGAAUAUGCUCUUCCUUCACUUCCCUCAUUGCCGUGUAGAUCUUCUCCCACAGCAGAGAUUGAUUGCUGGGAUUUCCAGCAGGGGUGAACCAGGUGAUAAAUAAGGGACGCUUUAUUCCUCCCACGGAGCUUUGGAGAUCUCAGCAUUGCCUAAGAUGGUCAGAGGGGGCUCUUCUCCACGUUCCAUGUUUUGGAGAAGUACCUCAUGUACGUGCAGCAGAAAAACAGGCUGCCUCUUGGUGGUGCCUUGACUGUUGAAUGCCCUCCCAAGGGAGGUAUGUCUGUUGCCAACGCUGCAUUCUUUUUGGCACCAGGUUAAAACUUUUUUUUAUUUGCCCAGAUAUCUUAUAUUACAAUAUUUUUAGCUGACUGGAUGGUUUUAGUCCUCUAAAUUUUAUUUUAUUGUUGGUUUGUGUUACAGUAGGAACCUAGGAAGCUGCCUUAUACUGGAGUCAGACCAUUGGUCCAUCUAGUUUACUAUCAUCUGUGCUGACUGGGAGUGGCUCUCCAGGGUUUUCAGGCAGGAGUCUCUCCCAGCCCUACCUGGAGAUGCCGGGGAUUGAAUCAGGGAUCUACUGCAUGUGAAGCAGACAUUCUACAAUUUGGCUUCCCCAACAUUUUUAUAAUUUUAAUUUUCUUUUUUUGCUGUCCUGAAAUCCAUUUUUGGAUGGCUAGCUUGCACAUUUAAAAAAAAUAAUCAAAGUAAGCAUUUGGGAAACAGUGGGCAAAAUGAAGCCCCCUGCUUCACAUUAAUGCUGGGAAAAACAGAAGGGAGUAAAAAAAAGAGGAAGGCCAAACAAGAGAUGGAUUGAUUCCGUAAAGGAAGCCACAGACCUGAACUUACAAGAUCUGAACAGGGUGGUUCAUGACAGAUGCUCUUGGAGGUCGCUGAUUCAUAGGGUCGCCAUAAGUCAUAGUUGACUUGGAGGCAUAUAACAACAACGCUUCACAUUAAAGAACAAGGAUCUUAUUUAUUUAUUUACUAUUUAUUACAUUUAUAUACCACCCCAUAGCCGAAGCUCUCUGGGCAGUUUACAGCAAUAAAUCUUCUCUCUUUCCUCCUAGGUGGCAUGAAAUGCACUGGCAAGGGUAGAAAGUACUUAAACUGAUUUGAAGCAAGUGGGCUGUGUGCACACCAUACAUGUAAAGCUCAUCCCUCCUCCAAGAAUCCUGGGAACUGUGAUUUACCCUUCACAGAGAUAUAAUUCCCAGCACCCGUAACAAACUACAGUUCCUAGGAUUCUUUUCGGGAAGUCGUGCUUUAAAUAUAUGGGGUGGCUAACUUUACCUUCUCCCUUCCCUUCCCCCAUUUUUGCAUAGUUAUUCCACUGGGGCUGUGUACACACUAUACAUUUAAAGCAUUUGAUUUCCAACAAAGAAUUCUGGGAACUGUAGUUUACUCCUUACAGCGCUACAAUUCCUAGCACCCUUAACGAACUACAGUUUGCUGGAUUCUUUUGGGGGAAAAUAACGUGCUUCAAAUGUAUGGAGUAUACGCAGCCGUGCUCUCAACGCAGUUGGAGAUUUAGUCCGCAUCUUCCAACAGGGCCAAGCCACCCAAAUCAGUCUUGGUAGCUGCUGCCUCUCUUCCCUCACUGGUUAAUUUGCAGCUGUUGGGCUCUUCAGAGAUGCUGCACUUCCCUAACUGCAGCUGAACUUAUGGUAGAAACACACUGUUCUGCCAAUUCCAGUGCGUCUCCACCUCUCCUGAAAAUAGGGGCACACAAUGCUAGUCAAACCUCUCCCCUUUUUACUGUAAAACCUGGUGGGAGCAGCUUGAGUGCAUUUUUAAAAAUUGCCUUGAGACAGAUUCCGCAACUGAUGAGCAGGUCAACCCGUUCCCCUCCAGGUGUGGCUAAUGGAAAUGCUUUGCUCUGGCGACUGGUGUGCUUACAGCCAAUGUGAAGUCUUCGGGGUCAGUUUGUAGUUGCUCUGUGAUCUUGUUUCAAAUGCCCCCCCCUUUUUCCGGAUAGCUCUGAAGGAAGGCCUACUGCUCUCAGUAUUAUUUGGUUCCCCUGGUUACAGAACCCAUUCCCAGAGUUCAUUGCAUCUGUCAGCAAAGUGCUGAUAGCAGAGUGCUUGCAAUCUGAAUUCCCCUCCCCCCAGCCUCAGAUUUAGUUUCUACACUGAAUUUCUUUCCUUUUUUUUGGCAAGCUGCUGGGGCUCUGAAAUAGAAGGUCCUGAGUUAAAUGCCUUUACACGCAAGAGAGUACUUCAUCCAACAAUCUUGUGGCUAGUAAAUAAAUGAGAGGUUAUCAUAUUCAUAUAUAUGAUAAUCUCUCAUAUGCCACUUUAAUGUGAAUCAUGCCACUGUACUCUGUUAAUCAGAAAUUAUCACUGCUUCCAUUUAUACAGUUACCAAUAUGAGUCAUUAGAAUUCUACUUCAUCCACAAACAUUCAGUGAAAGAGUAGGAAAAUUCAUGUUGAUCGCAAAAUCAAAACCUUUAGAAAUGGAAAUGACUUUGUCACAUUGAAAAUGCUUUUAUCUACAAAUGACAAUAGCUUGGUUUUCUGAAAAAGUGAUGGCAUAAUUCUUUCACAUGACAGCAGCCUCUUCCAAGGGAAGGCAAGCUGGCAGAUGGUAUAACUCUAUGCUUGAUAAUCUGCCCUGUGAAUUGCAAAUCAAUUCUUGCAGGGAAGCUAAACUGCAGCGGUGCAGGUAAUAAACUCUGCCACUGCAGCUUGGAAUGGAGUCUGCCUGUUAGAACACACUCCUCAUUUUUGCCUUUGCUGUGUAUAUUGCCUUUCAUGCAGGACUGUAUAUACUCUGAUCUUAAAAAUAAGAAAUAAAAAUACUGCCUUGACAA
Messenger RNA from Rhineura floridana, 6100 nucleotides. It is a transcript of the gene CRELD1, whose product is annotated as cysteine rich with EGF like domains 1. The coding region runs from base 532 to 1773 and encodes 413 amino acids. NCBI's taxonomy places the organism in Eukaryota, Metazoa, Chordata, Lepidosauria, Squamata, Rhineuridae. Gene Ontology annotation, molecular function: calcium ion binding. The transcript has 12 exons. The record is from RefSeq and is a predicted model, not a curated record.